This is a messenger RNA of Prorocentrum cordatum, 732 nucleotides long. NCBI's taxonomy places the organism in Eukaryota, Dinophyceae, Prorocentrales, Prorocentraceae. The record is from the annotation of a GenBank genome assembly.
GGCAGUGGCGCAGUGGACGGAGAGGUGGCGCGUUGUGGUAAGGCGCUCGCCUCCCUGCGCAGGAUUGGCUACGAGGAGGACUCCGCCAUCAUCGCGCCGGCCAAGCAGGACCUGUCCAUGGCGGAGGCGGUGGCGCGCGCGGCUCUGCGCCCUGAGGACGUGUUCCACAUCUCCAUCGACCGCUUGCAGCAGGCCAAAGGCGAAGAGCACGCCAAGCUGCUCAAGUCGGUCGAGGAGCUGGAGGUCAAGGUCACGGCCGCGCGGCAGCAGCGUGACAUCGUGGCAGCGGGGGUCGCCCAAAUCGAGGAGGACGUCGAGGAUGCUCGUCGGGCGCUCGCCAGGCCGACGCCCGCGCCCACGACGCCGCCAGCGGACAUCCUGGCCCUGGCGGCGCAGCUGCAAGGCCUCCGCGGUGUCCUGCAGCAGGCGUCGGGCGGCGUGGCGGAACAGCACUCGGCUCAGCUGGUGCACCUGCUCACGUCGCACGUGGACUCGAUGGCAGGAGUGGUCGCCACCUCGAAGGCCGCCCUGGCUGCGAGCGCCCAGGAGGCGACAGGGCCUCCCGCUCCACAGCAGCCGCAGGCGGCGCGCGAGGACGUCGACACGGGCCCGGCCGCGACUGGCACCCACGGCGCGCGGAGCAUCCGGCUCGCCUCCUACAACGGCUCGUACUGGAACACGUUCAAGGACUGCUUCGGCCAGGUCUCGAAGGAUGUCCGUGGCAGCUCAUGA